This is a messenger RNA of Pelodiscus sinensis (Chinese soft-shelled turtle), 2666 nucleotides long. Lineage: Eukaryota; Metazoa; Chordata; Testudines; Trionychidae. The record is from RefSeq and is a predicted model, not a curated record.
CCUCGCGGAGUCGGUCGCUCUCUGGGCAAACGGUCGCUCAGGGCCCAAAGCCGGCGGGGGAGCCACGUCUGGAGAGGGGGAGGCAGCGGGAAAGCGCUGGGGAAAUCCCUAGUCUCCUCCGCUUCGGGACUGCUCCGACGGCCUGAGCUGCUGGUGUAAUUGGGGAGGCGUCCAAGGCGGAGAAGCCAGCGAGCUGUUUCCCGGAUAAAACCGCACCUGCAUCCAGGGGAAGGCAGCGCCGCACGGUCCUGGGAACACGGCCACCCACAGUCAUCUGGGCUGGUUGAACGAACAAAUCGUACGUUGAAAACUGCAUUAAGAAAAGUUGUCGAAAAAUCCGGCAAACAGUGGGAUACUCAUCUCCCACUUAUACUCAUGGCUACUCGAUCCACUAUGGGAUCCGCUGGGUACUCUCCUCAUGAAGUACUCUUCGGACGACCUAUGAAGACGCCCGAGCUCUGGUGGAUCGAAGGAGGGGUGCCUCCUGACGACUUUCAACCAAAAAUCAAAGUAGCUGAGUAUUUGCAGCAAUUGUUGAAUAAUUUGUCCGACAUACAGCACACAGUAGCGCAAACACUAAACACUUUUAUCCAGAAAAUGGAUAAAAGACUCGCAGGAAAUUUUAAGAUUCAAGACUGGGAAGUCGGAAGUAAGAUCAUGUACCGACAUUUCAGUGAAAAGAGCCAUCCUUUGAGCCCGCGAUGGUUGGGUCCGUGUUAUAUCGUCAGCAAAGCUGGACCCACCGUAUAUCAGGUGGAAAUAGUCAGUAGGAAAAGGAAGAUCCUUAAAUGGUUUCAUGUGAGCCAAUUAAAAGAAUGGAAAGGAAAUUAGGAGACGAGCUAGACCAGAAGAUAGAUAGUUAGGAGGGUGCAACAUCUGCAAGAAAACAAGAUCAUUAAUAUAUAUGUAUUAUUUUGUCUUAUUUAGGAGUGGCACGUCACAAUGAGGACAUUAUUUUAUUUGUUAAGUUUAAUCCUUACCAGUGUAGUAAUAGAUAGUAAUUCUAGUCCUGUAACAACUAAGUUAAGAUCUGGCACUAUACGAAAGUUAGAAGAAGGUGACCAUGGUCUAGAAUGGGUAGACCUAGGCGGACACAUAUUUAAACAAAAGGAUGGAUCGACCAUAGGGGCAUAUCUCCAAGGGUUAACAUUCAUGCAAAAUGAACUAUGGAGAUGUCGUGCUGGUGACCGCCCUUUAGGGGAAUGGAGUAUUCCACGACCGGUGCUAAACACAUACGACACAAUGGUGCCACAACGAUUUGUCUGGACACACUUCCAAUCUAAAGAUCUGGUGUAUAACAGGGAGAUAAUAUCCGCAAAGACGUAUAAACCACUGCUUUCAAAUAGCCAGCGGUGGGAGAUUAAGUUACCAGUAUUCCGCAGUCAGUUGGUUACCAUCCAUGUAGAACAGAAUCAGGGGUAUUGUCACCUUACUAUAAGAAAUGAGCUAGAAGGAAAUAUUUUAUUAUAUUUCGUAAUGAGUAAGGAUGACACAUGGAAAAAUUCUUUUAAUAUCCCUGGGUGGUUAAACAUGACUGUGUAUACUAGCCCUCUUCGUAAAGAGUGCAGGUGGACAUUUAAUAAUCCCCACCUAUGCCUCAAUGAAUCCAUGGCACAACCAGUUUACGAAGGAGAGAGACGGUGCCUCACAAAUUGUAAGGUGCUAGUCCCUGAGUGGAAGGGAUCUACCUGGGUGUACCUGGAUGUAUUAUACCGCCCAAUCAUAAAACCUGGACGAAUAAUGUGGGUGAUCAAAUUCUAUCACGAUCAUUUUGCCACAGAAACGGCACCUGCUACGGUCGUGUCCCCUGAAAAGGUAGUACAAUCUGUGCCCAUGACAUGUGUGGAAAAUAAAUCACCACAGCGGGUGAGUUCCUUUAAAGCCUCGCCAAGUUGUAAAGGAGAUCCGCAACCCGCUAGAUAUGUCUGCACGGGCAUAUUCGUCGAUAAUAUAACUGAAUCUGGCACUUGGAAUGUGCUAGGAAUUUUCGGUGCAAAAUUCCCGGUUAAAAUCUUAGUAGCCGAAGAGCCCGAAAAACACGAAAUUGGUCCGUAUGUAGUUAAAACCAAUAUGGCUCGUCAGGUAUUAAUUGAACCUGAAUACCAUGUAAAAUGGGUACACGUACCGCUUUCAUCAAACACGGCUGAUAUAAAUAACCGAUGUGAACCUUUUGUAGAGCCGUUGGUACAAGGCUGGUAUAAGUGGUUGCAGUCGAUCACUAUCUCGAACUCACCACCACGUACCAAGAGGGAUAUUGUCGCCAAGGUUUUAGGUGGAGUUGGUGCUGGCAUGGGCGUUGCUUCAGCCAUUGAUAAUGCACGCCUAUCCAAAAGUUUAGCCAGACUGACAGCAGGUACCGAAGAUCUGGUACACCCCUUAGAAGAAUCCCUACUAGGGUUAGACAAGGUGCAGUUAAAAUUGACUGAUCUACUGCCAAAAUGGGCCAAUUCACAGGAAGAAGAUCACUUGAAAAUGUUAACCGGUAUGCAAGUGAUAAUAAACGAUACAGCGUUAGCUUUGGCUUGCAUUCAGAUGCAAAAUAUGUUGUUCGAUUUAUCACGAAGUAUCAUCCGUGAUGCAUUAGCAUUAUCUUCCUGUGGAAAUUGCCACCUUGCUAAAGAAAGUGUCAACACCUUUUGAAAGGGAGAACCUAGACCUUUGGAACG